Molecule: messenger RNA, 3853 nt
Organism: Sturnus vulgaris (Common starling)
Lineage: Eukaryota; Metazoa; Chordata; Aves; Passeriformes; Sturnidae
Source: RefSeq, a predicted model, not a curated record
GGAAAUUGAGGCGGGUUCGGGCUUUGCUCAGCUCUUGGCUCCGGCCCUCUUUGCUUUCCAUAACCAUCCUCCUGCGUUUGUGUAGUGCUUUACUACCUCAGAGUCAUUUGGGAUUUUGCUCCCCGUAGGAGGAGGUGGCUUUAGAAGAUGUCGACCUACAAGCGGGCGACACUGGAUGAUGAAGACCCCCUGGACUCCCUUGGUGACGGUGAUGGAUACCCCAAUGGCUUUCAGGUGAACUUCCGCAGCUCACGGGGCAGCCGGGGAUGCUGGGCCGAGCGGACACGUGCUGAAAAGCAGCUGAUGGUGCUGGUGGCGGUGCUGGCGGUGCUGCUCGUGGCCUGUCUGCUGGGACUCAUCUUCCAGUACAGAGCCAGGCCACCUGCUGUAUGCCUGUCGGAAGCCUGCAUCUCCGUCACCAGCUCCAUCCUCAGCUCGCUGGACCAUGCAGUGAAUCCCUGCGAGGACUUCUUCAGCUACGCCUGCGGGGGCUGGAUCAAGGCCAACCCCCUCCCCGACGGUCACUCACGCUGGGGUACGUUCAACAACCUCUGGGAGCACAACCAGGCCAUCAUGAAGCACCUGCUGGAAAACACCACGGCCAAUGUGUCAAGCGAGGCAGAGCGCAAGGCACAGCGCUAUUACCAAGCCUGCAUGAAUGAGAGCAAGAUCGAGGAGCUGAGUGCCACCCCUCUCAUACAACUCAUCCAAAAGCUGGGUGGCUGGAACAUCACAGGUACCUGUGCCGGUGACAACUUCAACGAGACGCUGCGGGAGGUGACAGCGCAUUAUCGCACCUCGCCCUUCUUUUCCGUCUAUGUCAGCGCCGACUCCAAGAACUCCAACAGCAAUGUCAUCCAGGUGGAUCAGUCGGGGCUGGGCCUGCCAUCGCGGGAUUACUACCUGAACAAGACAGAGAAUGAGAAGGUGCUCGCUGGGUACCUGAACUACAUGGUGCAGCUGGGGAUGUUUCUGGGAGGCAUCGAUGAGGAGUCAACACGGCAGCAGAUGCAGCAGAUCUUGGACUUUGAGACGGCCUUGGCCAACAUCACCAUCCCACAGGAGAAGCACCGGGAUGAGGAGGUUAUCUACCAUAAAAUGACAGCAGGAGACCUAAAGGAGCUGGCACCGGCUGUGGACUGGAUGCCCUUCCUCUCCACGGUCUUCUACCCCGUGGAGCUCAACGAGUCAGAGCCUGUUGUGGUCUAUGCCAAGGAGUACCUGGAGCAGGUCUCUGACCUCAUCCUGGCCACGGAUAAGUGUCUCCUCAACAACUACAUGAUCUGGAACUUGGUGCGGAAAACCAGUCCACUCCUUGACCAGCGCUUCCGGGAUGCUGAGGAAAAAUUCAUGGAAGUGAUGUAUGGGACAAAGAAGAGCUGCCUCCCGCGCUGGAAGUUUUGCAUCAGUGACACGGACAACAACCUGGGCUUCGCCCUGGGGGCUAUGUUUGUCAAGGCCACCUUUGCUGAGGACAGCAAGCAGGUGGCGGAGGAAAUGAUUGCGGAGAUUAAAACUGCCUUCGAGGAAAGCCUGGAGACCCUGCAGUGGAUGGAUGAAGAGACAAGGAAAUCAGCCAAAGAGAAGGUGAGGUGCCUCUGGCUGUGCUGGGGAGAGGGUGAGGGUGGAGGAUGGUGGAACCGGGUGAGCCUGUCCUCCAUCUCUGGCACUGAAAGCACUUUCGUCCUUGUUACUCUCCAGGCAGAUGCCAUCUACAACAUGAUUGGCUAUCCCAAAUUCAUCAUGGACCCCAAGGAGCUGGAUAAAGUCUUUAAUGAUUAUGAGGCCGUGUCCGACCUCUAUUUUGAGAACGUCAUGCAGUUUUACAACUUCUCAGCCAGGGUCACAGCUGACCAGCUCCGGAAACCACCAAACCGGGACCAGUGGAGCAUGACGCCUCCGACAGUCAAUGCGUAUUACUCUCCCACCAAGAAUGAGAUUGUCUUCCCUGCCGGCAUCCUCCAGGCCCCCUUUUACACCCGUGCAUCCCCUAAGUCCCUGAAUUUUGGUGGGAUUGGUGUAGUGGUGGGCCAUGAGUUGACACAUGCCUUCGAUGACCAAGGCCGGGAAUAUGACAAAGAUGGCAACCUGCGUCCCUGGUGGAAGAACUCCUCGGUGGAGGCCUUCAAGCAUCAGACAGCAUGCAUGGUGGAGCAGUACAGCAACUAUACUGUCAAUGGUGAGGCGGUCAAUGGCAAGCACACCCUUGGGGAGAACAUCGCUGACAACGGGGGUCUCAAGGCUGCCUAUCGGGCAUAUCAAAACUGGCUAAAAAAGAAUGGGGAUGAAGAAACACUCCCAACUCUCGGCCUCACCAACUACCAGCUCUUCUUUGUUGGUUUUGCACAGGUGUGGUGCUCAGUUCGCACACCAGAGAGCUCGCAUGAGGGGCUUAUCACCGAUCCCCACAGCCCCUCACGUUUCCGCGUCAUCGGCACCGUCUCCAACUCCCCAGAGUUCGCGGAGCACUUCAGCUGCCCCCCGGGCUCCCCUAUGAACCCCCUCAAGAAGUGUGAAGUCUGGUGAUGGGCGAGUGCCCAAGGGAACCAGCAGCCGGUUGCUUUGUCUUCUGCCAAUAGCUGGGCUUCCCCAGUCCUUUGAGGCUCAAACCACUUCUCCAUGCCACGGAGAGCCCCACUCCUCAGCUGGAGUGGUGGCUGCACCUCUGGCAUUGUCCAAGGUUCAAUCCACUGUGAAAACUCAUCCCCCUGCUUGUUGAUGAAAUGACUUUGGUUUGGGGGUCUCUUCUUUCCCACCAUGACUGGGCCAAGUGUCGCGACACAUGUGUCUGUGGGCACUUCCUGUAUUUACACACACAGCUCUCUAGCCUGACCCACUGCCCAGAAAACCCUUCUGUUUUGGAGGUGAUAAAGGGAACCCCCAACAGCGGCAGGUUUGUCUGUGUGUCUAAAUCCACCUGAUGUACCACCUUCUCUCCAAAGAUACGCACACAAGGGUGGGAAAUAUUUUAAGAUCUAUUUUUUGUGGGGGAGAAAUACAUAUAUUUUUUUCAUGUGUUGUGGAAUACACUGGAAAUUUUCAGGGAAAAUGCAUUUAAAAGCCUUUUUUAAGUAAAGAUUAGUAUAUUUAUUAUUUUUUUUUUUACUUAGUGCAGCUGUAAGUGCAGUACCCUGUGGUGACAGUUGCUUGGCCAGGAAAGCUGGGUAGAGCUGUGGAUAUCUUUCCAGUCUUGGAUCCUGUGUUUCUCUGGGAGGGACUAUCCUCACAGGAUGCUGAUGGGAAAAUUAGGGAUAGCAGGCCUGGGGAUAGGGCUGGAGGAUGCUGCAAGUCACAGAGGUUGUGCCGGGAUGCUGCAGCUCCUGGGAUUAGCUUUAAUUUGAGAGUGUAAAGGGAAAAAUUGACAUAACCAAAGAUGUAACCAAGGUGGUAAUGGGGUGGAUGAAGCAUCCUGUUCGCCCUCCUGUCCCCUCUGAAGCCAGCCUAGCCAGGAUUUCAUGGCCCUAAAGCUUCCCAGACAAGUGCAGGCGGUUCCUGCCGCUGCUUCUUUCAUGCCGAGUCUGCCCUCUGCCUGGGAAACUGCAAGCUCCAGAAGCACGACAUGGCCCCAGAAUUCUGUCUCUCCGCAGCUGGUUUGCCACUGGUGUGAGAAGUGAUCAGGAUGGGGCUGAGGGACUUUUUAAAGGGAUGUUUUUAAUACUUGUUUUGAGGGGAAAGCACUGAUAAGAGCUCACGUGCUGUAUGUUGUCUUCUUGCUGUAGACAAAGCAGAGACAUAGAGGGAUUUUUAAUAUUUAUAUGUAAAGGAAGAGAUGGAAGGGGCUCUUUUUUUGUAACUAUUUUUUCACCAUACGCGUGGGGCUUAUUGUAAUUGAAAUAAUAAAUACUUUUUACUG